UGUGUAAGUUAGUAACCAGUCUCUUGUUGAAGUUCAUCAUGGAGACCGGCAUGGAGGUAGACUCAAGUAUGGACCAAAACGAAAGUGCUGUAAAAAAUGCCACACAAAUAGGAGAACCCAUGGAUGUAGACCAAAAAUUACCACGAAAAGACAAAGACCCAAUUGCUCUGGCGGAAGCGAAAAAAGCCGAGGGGAAUAAAGAAUACGCAAAGAAAAACUACGAUCAGGCAGUUCGACUGUACACUGAAGCAAUAGAAUUGGCACCUGACGUUGCUACAUUUUAUGGCAACCGAUCAGCAGCUUACAUGAUGUUGAUGAAGUAUGAUAAGGCACUGGAGGAUAGCUUGAUGGCAAUCAAGUUAGACAACUCCUUUGUGAAGGGUCAUUACAGGGUAGCUAAAUGCUACCUGGCUUUGGGAUUAUCCAGAAAUGCUGUGAUGGAGCUGCAAAAAGUCCUUGCGCUUGACAAAAAGAACAAAGAUGCUACAAAUGAUUUGAAAACAGCUAAUUUAGUCAUGGAAUAUGAAUCAUCUGCUUAUGACGCUUUUGAGAAAAAAGAUUAUAGAAAGGUUGUGUUUUGUAUGAGAAAUGCAUUGGAGAAGUGUCCAGCAUGUACAAUAUAUAAAGUGAUGAAAGCUGAAGCCUUGGCGUUGACGGGGAAAUACAGUGAUGCUGAACAUGAAGCAACAGAUAUCUUGAGAACAGAUUCAGCCAAUACUGAUGCUAUUUAUGUCAGAGGGUUAUGUCUGUACUAUCAGGAUAAUGUUGAAAAGGCCUAUCAACACUUUAUACAAGUCAUGAAGAGAGACCCUGACCAUAAAAAAGCAAGGAUUCUUCUUAAGAAAGCAAAGUCAUUGCAGGCCAAGAAGAAGGAGGGCAAUGAUGCAUUUGGUAGUGGUCAGUACCAAAAAGCUUAUGAUCUGUACACAGAAGCACUUGAGAUAGACCCCCUUAAUAAAUAUACCAAUGCAAAGAUAUACUACAACAGAGCUGUAGUUGGAUCAAAGAUAAACAAAAUGGAGCAGGCUAUAGAGGACUGUACAAAGGCUGUAGAACUGGACAACUCUUAUACCAAAGCAUACUUAAAGAGAGCUAACUGUUACAUGGAUUGUGAAAAAUAUGAAGAAGCUGUUCGAGAUUAUGAGUUAUUAUGCAGAAAAGACCGUAAUUCAAGAGAAUAUCGUCGACUUCUUGAGAAAGCAAAACUUGAACUAAAGAAAAGCAAAAGAAAAGAUUAUUACAAAAUAUUGGGCAUCAGCAAAACUGCAACUGAUGAUGAAAUUAAAAAAGCAUACAAAAAAGAGGCAUUAAAGCACCAUCCUGAUCGUCAUUCAGGAGCGACAGAUGAAGACAAAAAGAAAGAAGAACAUUUAUUUAAAGAGGUUAACGAAGCAUACAGCAUCUUGUCAGACCCCAAGAAACGAUCACAGUAUGACAGCGGUCAGGAUCUAGAAGAUUCUUUUGGUAUGCAUGAAGAUUUUGAUCCCAAUUCCAUAUUUCAAGCUUUCUUCGGUGGUCCUGGUGGAUUCAUGUUCAAUUUUGGUGGUCCAGGUGGAGGACCUAGCGGAUUCCCGGGUCAUGGUGGCGGUGGAUAUUCUCGUGGAGGUCACAGUGGUUUUAAUUUCACAUAUGGAUAGCAAGCUUCGCGAUUUAAUCGUUAGUCUUCGUAGAGGCCGUAAGGAAACGAUCCUUGAGAAAGUACUGUAACCUGACUUGCCAACCUAUGGAGGGAGGGUUCGGGAGAAGAGGAGAAAUAUUCUUUCUGUCU
Actinia tenebrosa (Australian red waratah sea anemone) is the source of this 1768-nucleotide messenger RNA. Its product is annotated as dnaJ homolog subfamily C member 7. Lineage: Eukaryota; Metazoa; Cnidaria; Anthozoa; Actiniaria; Actiniidae. Gene Ontology annotation, molecular function: protein binding. The record is from RefSeq and is a predicted model, not a curated record.